This is a messenger RNA of Psilocybe cubensis, 1401 nucleotides long. RefSeq lists its product as uncharacterized. The record is from RefSeq and is a predicted model, not a curated record. The transcript is spliced from 5 exons. NCBI's taxonomy places the organism in Eukaryota, Fungi, Basidiomycota, Agaricomycetes, Agaricales, Agrocybaceae. Bases 1 to 1401 code for a protein of 466 amino acids. Gene Ontology annotation, molecular function: phosphoprotein phosphatase activity. Gene Ontology annotation, cellular component: plasma membrane.
AUGUCGCACGCGGACCACAGUCCCCGACAGGACACCGACGCCAACCCACCCAGCUCGACAUCUCCCCCCGACGCACCCACCGACGACCACAGCCAAUCUCUCCCCGCCCCUCCCGCUUCCACCUCCAACGGCCAGCACUCUCCCAACACCCUACCCUCUGCAUCACCCAACGGCCCAAAAAUUACCUCCCCAUCAGAGCACACCCAGGACGCGUCUACCCAGCAUUCCGCAGUUCCACCCUCCGCUCUCAACGGCAUGUCUGGUUCCCAAAACACACACGUCAAUGGCGCCAAUUCGCAGACUCCCCCACGCACCCAACGCCCCUCAUUUUUCUCCAAGCUCUUUCGCAUUCUCGUCCCGUGUGUAUCUCCCUCACCCUCGUCUCAUCCAGUAGAGCUUCCCGAAACUGUCGCAAAGGCGCCCGAACCUGAAAAAGUCGACUCGAAACCCGAGGAGGAGGAAAAGUCGGCUCCUUCUGAAACUACCCUACCACAGGAUACCCUACGAGUUGAACCUACAAAACCUACUAUAUCUACAGACAGCCGUCCAAUAACGCCUACAGCGGAAAAUGCAGAAGUCAUAUUGCCUCCAACACCCACUACCCACCUAUUGCCACCCGAGGAGACAGAGGGCAUGACUUCCGGCGCCGUUCAGCCCCCUGGUUCCAAAGGAGACACGCCUACACAUGAAAAAUCUCAUAGUGCUGUUCACCACCCUGUAGACAGUGCGGACGGCAAUGAAUCAGAGGGCACGAGUUAUACCGAGGAGGAGCUGGAAGAGGCCGAAGAUGAAGAGGAUAGACUGAUAUUCAAUGGAGGAGCUGGUAUACCCAUAGGUCCAGACGGAGUUCCUAGACCUCUGCUUCCUCCCAUUUCACCUCAGCAUGCUGGACGGAAAUGCUUAGUUUUGGACCUUGACGAAACAUUGGUACACAGUAGCUUCAAGUCCAUUUCACAAGCCGACUAUGUCGUGCCUGUCGAAAUUGAAUAUCAUUGGCAUAAUGUUUAUGUGAUUAAACGGCCAGGGGUGGACAAUUUCCUCAAGAAGAUGGGCGAAAUUUAUGAAAUCGUUGUCUUUACUGCUAGUCUAAGCAAGUAUGCGGACCCAGUUUUGGAUAAACUCGACAUCCACCAAGUGGUUUCCCACAGACUUUUCCGGGAAAGUUGCUACAACCACAAAGGAAAUUACGUCAAGGACCUCUCGCAAUUGGGCAGGCCCAUCGCAGACACAAUCAUCCUUGACAAUUCUCCUGCCUCUUACAUAUUCCAUCCUAACAACGCCGUUCCUGUUUCCUCGUGGUUUAAUGACCCCCACGAUACAGAGCUUACAGAUUUGGUUCCCUUCCUAACGGAUCUCAGUGCAGUCGACGAUGUUAGAGGCAUUUUGGAUGGCGCUCGGUAA